AUGAUAUUCUUGCUUGUUGCAGUCCACACUGCUGAUGGAAGGGCUUUACAAUACUUUGACAAGCCACGACCUCAUGUGGGCAACUGCCCACCAGGAGCACCUCCACCGCCCUGGCAUUCUCUGUCUGCCCGACCACCUCCUACAUCGCACCUGCUGCCCUCAACUUCUCCACCACUGCUGCUGAUGUCUUCACAACUGUCCCCUCCUAUGUUGGUGCCCCCUUCAGCUGUCGGGAGCCAAGGGAGGAGCCCUACUCCUGUGCUGUCACAGCAGAUGCCUCUGCCGCUGCCACCUCCAUCGCAGCCGGCACUGCCUGCUCAGUCUCCUAUGCAGCGGCCUCCAUUACCAUGGUUGGAUUCAGAUGUCAAAAUGGAAGACACGACAGUGUCACCUGUCCCACCACAUGCUCAGGGGUCAGAUGCUGCACCUGUCCACACUCGUGCCACUUCCGACCCUACGCACCGGUAG
Schistocerca piceifrons (Central American locust) is the source of this 468-nucleotide messenger RNA. Its product is annotated as proline-rich receptor-like protein kinase PERK14. The transcript has 2 exons. The record is from RefSeq and is a predicted model, not a curated record. Lineage: Eukaryota; Metazoa; Arthropoda; Insecta; Orthoptera; Acrididae. The coding region runs from base 1 to 468 and encodes 155 amino acids.